This is a messenger RNA of Dufourea novaeangliae, 1332 nucleotides long. RefSeq names its product aminomethyltransferase, mitochondrial. Gene Ontology annotation, cellular component: mitochondrion. The record is from RefSeq and is a predicted model, not a curated record. Gene Ontology annotation, biological process: glycine catabolic process. NCBI's taxonomy places the organism in Eukaryota, Metazoa, Arthropoda, Insecta, Hymenoptera, Halictidae. Gene Ontology annotation, molecular function: protein binding; aminomethyltransferase activity. The transcript has 5 exons. The coding region runs from base 1 to 1332 and encodes 443 amino acids.
AUGUUACGUUUCGUCGGGCGUGGGAGAUCGAUGUGCCUAGAUUGCCUCGACAAAUGCCUCGAAACGUUCAACGGACGUGUACGUGAAUCGUCUGGACUGGCGGCGAUCUCGCGGAUCAGCUCGAAAUGCGACGCCUCGAGGUGUUUGAUCGAUUCGAGCGUGGGGAAGCGAUUGAUUGGCCGUUGUUUGUCGUCGACGACGUCGGAGCCAAGGAAGACCUGUUUGUACGAUCUUCACGUGGAGAACGGAGGGAAAAUAGUCAACUUUUCCGGAUGGCUACUGCCAGUUCAGUAUCAGGAGGCUAUAGCAGCCUCCCAUCAGCAUACACGAACGUACGCGUCGCUGUUCGAUGUGGGACACAUGAUGCAAACGCGUGUUUCUGGCAGCGAUGCAACAUUUUUUUUGGAAUCUCUAACUACCAGCGAUCUGAGGAACUUAAAAAAAGGCAACUCGGUUUUGACAGUGUUCACAAACGAGAACGGAGGAAUUCUGGAUGAUUUGAUCAUUACGAAGGAUGGCGAUGAUAGGUAUUUCGUGGUGUCUAAUGCUGGGAGAAGAAACGAAGACUCUCAGACCCUGAUCCAAAGACAGGAACAUUUUAAAUCCCAAGGGAAGUCGGUCGAUCUGGAGUUCUUAGACCCUCUGGAACAAGGUCUGGUAGCCUUGCAAGGACCCACAGCAGCGACUAUUCUCCAACCGUUAGUGAAGAUCAAUCUUAAAGACUUGAGAUUCAUGAACAGCGUGGAAACUGAGGUGUUAGGAAGUCGAAUCAGAGUGUCCCGGUGUGGUUACACAGGAGAAGAUGGUUUCGAGAUAUCUAUGCCGGUUAAGAUUGCUAACAGCGUGGUUCAGACGAUCUUGGAAAAGCCUGACACGAAGUUAGCUGGUUUGGGGGCCAGAGAUAGUUUAAGACUGGAGGCUGGUUUGUGUUUGUACGGACACGAUAUCGACGAGCAGACCACUCCUGUUGAAGCUGGGCUUACUUGGCUAGUGGCUAAAAGGAGAAGAGCAGAGGAAAACUUUCCCGGUGCUAAGAGGAUACUGUCACAAAUAAAAUCAGGCAGCAACAAAAAACGAAUCGGUUUGAUGUUGGGCAACGGGCCACCAGCCAGAGAAGGAGCGGCCAUAUUAACGCCGGAAGGAGAACGCGUGGGCAAAGUGACAUCCGGUGGACCGAGUCCAACCCUUGGACGACCGAUCGCGAUGGGAUACGUGCCCCCAGAACUGGCUCAAUGCGGUGGAGGUGUGUUGGUUGAAGUUCGAGGGAAAACGUACAAAGCUACCGUGACGAAGAUGCCUUUCGUGAAGACAAACUAUUACACGGCUAAAUGA